Messenger RNA from Sciurus carolinensis (gray squirrel), 1245 nucleotides. RefSeq names its product olfactory receptor 2B11-like. The transcript has 3 exons. The coding region runs from base 1 to 1245 and encodes 414 amino acids. The record is from RefSeq and is a predicted model, not a curated record. Gene Ontology annotation, cellular component: membrane. Gene Ontology annotation, biological process: G protein-coupled receptor signaling pathway. Lineage: Eukaryota; Metazoa; Chordata; Mammalia; Rodentia; Sciuridae. Gene Ontology annotation, molecular function: G protein-coupled receptor activity; olfactory receptor activity.
AUGAUACUAAUUAAUGAAAGCCGCCCUGAAGAAUUCAUUCUACUAGGCUUUGCUAACCAUCCUUGGCUACAGCUUCCUUUAUUUGUUAUUCUUCUGAUAACAUACCCCAUGGCUAUGAUGGGAAACAUCAUCAUCAUUCUGGUGUCCAAGUUAGACCCCCGUCUCCACAGCCCUAUGUAUUUCUUCCUCACCAACCUCUCCUUUUUAGACAUGUGUUACACAACAAGCUUCGUCCCUCAGAUGCUGAUUAAUUUGGGAAGCUCUAAGAAAACAAUCAGUUAUAUUGGGUGUAUAGUUCAACUUUAUUUCUUCAGCAUAAUGGGAGGCACAGAAUGUCUGCUCUUGGCCAUUAUGUCUUUUGAUCGCUAUGUAGCCAUUUGCAGACCUCUUCACUACACCCUCAUCAUGAAUCGAUGCAUCUGCAUACUCUUAGUAACCACUGUGUGGCUGGGUGGAAUGGUCUAUGCUUUCUUAGAAGCCACUCUUACGUUACAGUUGCCACUGUGUGGCGUCAAUAAACUGGAUCACUUGUUGUGUGAGAUUCCAGUUCUGAUAAAGACCGCCUGUGGUGAAAAGGAGGCCAAUGAGCUCAUACUCUCUGUGGUGUGCAUUUUUAUGUUAGCUGUUCCUCUGUGUUUAAUUCUUGCCUCCUAUGCUAGCAUUGGACAUACUGUAUUUAAGAUCAAAUCUUCUGAAGGAAGGAAAAAGGCCUUUGGCACAUGUUCCUCUCAUCUUAUUGUGGUUUUCCUAUUUUAUGGCCCAGCCAUUAGCAUGUACCUUCAGCCCCCCUCUUCCAUCUCAAGAGACCAGCCUAAGUUCAUGGCUCUUUUCUAUGGAAUGGUGACUCCUACUCUCAACCCCUUCAUCUACACCCUGAGGAAUAAGGAUGUGAAGGGGGCAUUGGGCAAACUGGUGAGCAGCAUUUUUAGUUCUAACGAUCUAAUAAGGGGUGACAGUCAUGAGGGCUCUUCCUUCAUGAAUAGGAUCAAGGCCCUUACAAAAAAGGAUGAUACUAAAUUAGGCCCUAUUGCCCUUGUGCUUUCCCUCACGUGUGGAUGCAGUUCUACUCUCUUCCAAUGGUCUUUUCUUCAGACAAUCUCUAUUUUUUUCACUCUUCAUUUAAUUUUUUACUUCUAUCUUCUCUCCUCCUCCCACAUAAUCAUCUCAUCCUACAUCACUCCUGUAUCUCCCUGUCCACCAUUCAAAAUGGUAAAACCUUUUACAAACUUACUGUUUUUAUUGUAG